Solea senegalensis (Senegalese sole) is the source of this 1124-nucleotide messenger RNA. RefSeq names its product G-protein coupled receptor 15-like. Gene Ontology annotation, molecular function: G protein-coupled receptor activity. Gene Ontology annotation, biological process: G protein-coupled receptor signaling pathway. The transcript is spliced from 3 exons. The record is from RefSeq and is a predicted model, not a curated record. Gene Ontology annotation, cellular component: membrane. Lineage: Eukaryota; Metazoa; Chordata; Actinopteri; Pleuronectiformes; Soleidae. The coding region runs from base 1 to 915 and encodes 304 amino acids.
AUGCUCCUAAACGCCACCGUCCCUCUGUCGGUGGACUUCAAUACUCCGGAGGACUUCCUCAUCUUCACCUUCCAUGUCCUGUUCGCCACCAGCGCCGUGCUCGUCGCCGGCUCGGUGGUGAUCGGUAUCUCCUCCACUCGGUCACUGCGGGGCCAGAACCGCUUUAUAUUCAUGCUGAACACGAGCAUCAGUGACACACUGACAGGCUUCUCCGUUUACUACCUCGGCCUCUUCGACGUGCAGGAGGGAUAUCCCUCCAGAAACGGAACAUUUUAUAUUCUACCCUCAUUCCUGGGGGUCAACGUGUUGACUUUCCUUUUUGCGCAGUUUGACCGCUACUUCGCCGUGUGCCACCCGUUUUUCUACAACCGCUACAUCACGCGCUGCUGCGUCAUAGGGAUUUGCGUGUUUUGCUGGACUUACACGUACACAAUCCUCACCGUGCAGAACAUGGUGCCAAUUUCAAAGGCGGCUCAAAUAAACGCGUUCGGGGUGAUGACUCUGCAGAUUAUUGUUGUCGUUAAGCUGCUGAUGACAGUUAAAUUAUACAUCAUCGCCAGGAAUCAACUGGCGAGGGAGGCGCCCAGCGCGGACAGAGACAACAAGAAGGAGUCGCUGCGCAUCAUAGUAUUUGUGGUUAUUUGCUUCUUGGCUCUUUGGUGUCCGUCAUUUGUAAAUAUUAUAGUCAGACAGUUGACUAGAAAAGGUUUGAUGUUUAGGAAUGAGGCCACUAACCUGUUCGCCACCAUGGCGCGUUUAAACGCGCUGGUCACACCUGCUCUGUACAUCUGGGGCAGCCCGGCGCUGCGGAGUGCAGUGUGGAGGACAGUGUGGCGGAGGGUCUGUCCCAUGUGGAGGACAAGGUUUCUCUCCAGAGUUGGUUUCACCACUGAUGGAGUGACAAACAAACCAUGAAGCAGCAUCUGCAUCACCGCAUGCACGAAGAUGAACUGCACUGCACACGACUGCAACACGAACCUGCACAUAGAGAAAAAUGGUUUUACUGUAUGUGAAAUGAUGAAUCAAAGGUGAAAGAAAGACUGAACGGUUUAAACUUGAUGACAGAAAGUUAAUAACACGUUUUAGACAUAUCAUAAACGAUGUUAACUGAUUAAUUAAAUUUA